Messenger RNA from Elgaria multicarinata webbii, 1869 nucleotides. Its product is annotated as arylsulfatase H-like. Gene Ontology annotation, molecular function: arylsulfatase activity. The record is from RefSeq and is a predicted model, not a curated record. Bases 103 to 1869 code for a protein of 588 amino acids. Lineage: Eukaryota; Metazoa; Chordata; Lepidosauria; Squamata; Anguidae. The transcript is spliced from 10 exons.
CCACCCAAGUACUUGAUAAGCUGUUAAACAAGCAGUUGGUGCAGAAAAUAGACUUAAGGGCUGUUCUAGCUGUAUUACUUCCUAACACCUAGAGGACUGGUGAUGCUUAAACUAAAAAGUAGGAUCUCCAGAUGCAAGCUAGCUAUUUGGCUAGUUUCCUCCUUAUUUCUCCAAACGUAUGGACUGGAUGUGUCCAGACCCAACAUUUUGCUGAUCAUGGCGGACGAUCUUGGGUAUGGGGAUUUAGGAUGCUUUGGCAAUGAUACCAUCAGGACUCCUAAUAUUGAUCAGCUGGCAAAGGAAGGAGUGAGGCUUACUCAGCACAUUGCUACAGCCUCACUUUGUACCCCCAGCAGGGCAGCUUUUCUGACUGGCAGAUACCCAAUCAGAUCAGGCUUGGCAUCUAGAACGGAGUCUCGUGUCUUCUCCCGCAUUGGUUGCUCAGGAGGGCUACCCACAAAUGAAACAACAUUUGCUAAGUUAUUACAGCAGCAAGGCUAUACCACUGGCCUAAUAGGAAAAUGGCACCAGGGUAUGAACUGUGAAUCUCACAACGAUCACUGCUACCAUCCGUUAAACCAUGGCUUUGAUUUUUUCUAUGGCAUUCCUUUUACGCUUGUAAAUGACUGUCAGGCUGGCAAGAUUCGCGAGCUGAGAGCAUCAUUGCAAGCAACAUAUUGGUUUUACACGCAAAUGGUUGCCCUUUUGGUGUUCACUCUUCUGUUGGGGAAGAUGACUGGUUUGUUCUCUGUGAAAUGGAAAAUAAUAGUAUUUGUUACUUUGAGCGGCAUCUUAUUUUUUAUCUCCUGGUUUGCCAAUUACGGAUUUUCAAGAUAUUGGAACUGUUUCAUGAUGAGGGAUCACGUAAUUACUGAACAACCCAUUAAGCUAGAGAACGCUGCUUCCAGGAUACUGAAAGAGUCUGUUUCCUUUAUUGAACGAAACAAGCAAGGACCAUUCCUCCUCUUUGUUAGUUUCCUACAUGUCCACACACCCUGCUUCACAACAAAGCUGUUCCGUGGGAAAAGUAGGCAUGGUUUAUAUGGGGACAAUGUAGAAGAGAUGGACUGGAUGGUGGGAAAAAUUCUUGCUGCUAUUGAUAAAGAGGGCAUGAGGAACAACACCUUCACUUACUUUACAUCUGACCAUGGCGGAUUUUUGGAGGCUAGAGAAGGAAAUGUCCAGCUUGGUGGAUGGAACGGUAUAUACAAAGGUGGAAAAGGCAUGGGAGGCUGGGAAGGAGGAAUCCGUGUGCCUGGAAUAGUCAGAUGGCCAGGAAUGGUUGCUGCUAACACUGUCCUUGAUGAACCCAUCAGUCUAAUGGAUAUUUAUCCCACAGUGGCUCACUUGGCUGGGGCAUCAAUGCCACAAGACAGGGUAAUCGAUGGCAGGAACCAGAUAGCUUUAUUACGGGGAGCAGUGCAACAUUCAGAGCACGAAUUCAUGUUUCACUACUGUGGGCUGUAUUUACAUGCUGUGCGCUGGUACCAGAAAGAAAGUGGUGCUCUCUGGAAGGCCCAUUAUGUGACUCCAACAUUUGAUCCAGAUGCGGCCGGAGCCUGUUAUGAAAAAAGGCUUUGCCAUUGCUUUGGAGAAAUGGUAACCCACCACAACCCUCCCUUGCUUUUUGACCUCUCAAAUGAUCCUUCCGAAGCCAAUCCCUUGUCACCGGCAUCUGAGCCACUUUUUAACACAGUUGUAAGUCAUAUUGAAAGAGCAGUGGCACAGCAUCGUAGGACACUCACUCCUGUCCCAGAACAACUUGAUGUGAACAAUAUCAUAUGGAAGCCAUGGUUGCAGCCAUGUUGUGGAACAUUCCCGUUCUGUUGGUGUGAUGACAAAAGUAAUAGUGAUCCCAUAAUCAUUUAA